UUGUAUCAUUGUGUUUCGACAUUCAAAACGUGCAUUUUUUUUUAAUCCAACAAAACUUAACACUAAUGCAGUACGUCGUACUUCUGUUGUCUUUAAUCUCAGUGGCUCGUGCAUGCUUGCCCUUCGUUGAUUGUGGUUCUAUGUAUGAAAUAACAGACGUCAAAAUCAGUGGAUGCGACAACGAAGAGGAAGUAUGUGAAGUUAAAUUGGGAGAUGUAAAAAAUUUAGAAAUUUAUUUGUCUUCCGCCCUAGAAUUGGACAGUAUGACGUCCGCGGCUUACAUUUCGAUGUACGGACAGAAAUUCCCGGUUCCUGUGAACCCCGUAAAUGUUUGCGAAACAACAUUCUGCCCCAUCACCCACACCCACAACAUUACCAAAGUUAACUCCGCAGUUACGUUCACUGGAGGCGUCAUUCCCGGUUCGGCCAAAUUGUACUUCAAUUCGACCGUGAAAAUUGACAAUGCAUCACUCCUAGCACUAUGCUUCUAUACCGACGUCAAAUUGGUUAAUUAGACUCUUUGGAUUUUAUUUUUCGCAGUAAAAUCCCGAACUGUAGUCUUGUAGGUGUAGCACAAAUAAAUUAGUAUUAGCUGCAAGAGACUGGUUUUUGUAAUUUAAUGUUUAAUUAGAUUUUGUACGUUAAUUUAUUCAAUAAACUUAGUGUUGUACAA
Molecule: messenger RNA, 673 nt
Organism: Aethina tumida (small hive beetle)
Lineage: Eukaryota; Metazoa; Arthropoda; Insecta; Coleoptera; Nitidulidae
Exons: 4
Coding region: 66-515 (149 amino acids)
Source: RefSeq, a predicted model, not a curated record